ACAGGGAAAUUAAAAGCCGAGUGGGACGGACGUACUGGCAGGCUUUUGUGAGGACUUGUCUUGCAGCAUCUGCUCCGAUGAUGAAUCAACUUGGUGUAACAUUCCUAGACGGUGAAACGUGAGAAAAACAAACAUCCUGCCUGCAAUUACUGCAUUGAUUGGGAAACACUGGGAAAAACGCCUGUUGCACACCUGAUUGGAAAGCGAGCACCUGGAAGAAAGCAAAUCGGCUACAGCGAGCGGCGGAGAAAGCAGGAACUACACGAGUGGAAAAGGGCUGCAGUUCAGUAAGCUCGCUUCUGACUGCAGGAACAAGAGGAAAGAGAAGACAUGAGUGAAACUUCAGCCAGGAAGACGAGAACCGAGACCAAAUUUGCAGAGUAUGUGGGCUCCUGUGUGGUGGAGAAAUGCUGUCUGGAUGAGAAGACCUGGCUGGUAUAUGAGCUACUGCGAUCCCUCAAGGACUGCAGCACACGGAGCGCCGUCACCCUGAAAUUCUCUACCAAGGGAGUGAAGGUGUACGAUGCAGAUGGAGCGACUCUGCUGAUGGCUCACUCCAUGAGGAGGAUUCUGUUCUCUACCUGCCGCCCCUUGGACUGCCAGUUCGCCUUCGUCGCUCACAACCCGGGUUGCUCCCCAGAUGAACUGUACUGCCAUCUCUUUGUGGGCAGCCAGCCCUGUGAGGCCAGGGUGUUGAACCUGCUCCUCUGCAGAGCCUUCCAGCUGGCCUACCUAGAGAAGCAUCCAGAGCAGGCAGAGAGUGAGGAGACAGUGUCCUGUCUGGAGGGCCUUCCUGAGGGCAUCCCUCCCCCGCCCUCCCUCAUCGCUGACGGGGUCUCCCUGAGCGUCAGCGCCCUGGUGUCGUUCCGCCGGGCCCCCUUUCAGGGAGAGUUCAUACCUGAUAAAAUGGCACAUAGGAAGCCGAGCGUUCCUGCUGAGAGUCCUGUCUGCUCCCCGACGCUGGUCCGCAAGAAAGCGAUCCGGAACAAAGUGCUACGCUCAGGGGCGUACCGCUCCUUCAACUGCGACUCGCAGACACACCGCUCCGUCCAGGAAAAGUUGAACCGGGGGUGGAGGAGUCUGGAUUUUCAGGUGGGAAAAUCCUUCUCCCUGUCAGAAACCCAGGACAUCCUCACAGAAGCUGUGUGGUCCUUUGCAGGGAUUCACAGGGACAGCAGCUCUGCACUGCUCCGCAAAGAUGUCCUGGGAGCAUUCCUGCUGUGGCAGAACCCCAACUCUUCCAAGUCCUGGUGCCUCUCUGUCCGCACCCCCUUCGGCCUGCAGGGAUACCAGAUCAACAGGAACUCGAAUGGGAACUACAUCCUGAAGCACCUCCAGGAUGAAUUUAAUAGCAUAGAAGCCUUAAUCGACCACUUCACAGAGGUCAAAGGGGAGCUGCUGUGUUCCCUAAAUUCUGCCCGCCUAAACCAUUGCUACGAGGGGGAGGACUGCGUGCGAGGCCCAGGCUCCAGCCUACACCAGGCCGCAGGUAAACGUGCGGCGGAUUCCGAACGCGCAGAAGAGCCUCUGAGCCUGAGGCAGCAUUAAAUAUUGCCAACCUUGCAAAACAGACCUGACAUUUAACAAGGCAUGGAGGCUGGAGACCUGAGAAACCUGAGGGAACUAGAUAUCCUAGUGAUAUCCGUUUGCCUCUCAUUAUAAAACAUUUUAAAGGGUGCUAAUGGUGUGUCCUUCAUGGAUUGGCAUUGGUCAAGCACUGGAGAGAUUGUUCUUGUUUCUGUAGUCUAGGUUGGGGGUGGCUGCCCAUGUCUAAUCACCUGUGAUUUCUACCAGGGACUUCUUCCAGCUUGUUUCAAAGCUGGUUCACUAACCACAGAGCUGUUCAGACACAACUGCCUAGUACAGUCUGGGACUCUUGCUGGAAGGAGUGGGAAUCUGUGUGGAACACAACCCUAGUUGUGACUGGCAGCUGGUGAGAUUGAAUGUAAAGCACUAUUGGUUUGAAGCAUCCACACCAUUGUGGAGUCUAUUUUAAUGAUCUAAGCCAAGGGUCUCCAACCCUGGUCCUGGAGAGCCCCUGUCCUGCAGGUUUUAUUGGUGUCUUUAGAUCAGUGGCUGAAGAUCUGGAACACUUGUUGAUUAAUUAAGCCAAUAAUUGAUUCAAUUAAGUAACAGAUUGGUUGAAACGAAAAACAGCAGCCAGCGUAGUUCUCCAGGACCAGGGUUGGAGACCCCUGAUCUAAGCAAAAAUAAAUCCUGCUGGUGUUUACUCCCUGGCCUGAUUCAAUGGACCACUGUAAUGACAUUACUACAUGCAAUAAGUAAGAGAUCCCUGACAAAGCAGGUUUCAGUCUGGCAGUAUUGUUAGAUCUGCCACUGUUCAUAUAGUUAAACUAGACCUGUGUCUGUCUUGUGCGCAUGCAGGAACACUGUAGCACACGUGAUGAAUGGUGGAUAGCACUACUACUGAGCUUUUGUGGCACUUUUAUAAAAGGAACAUAAAUGUCUUAAAAUUCAAAUAUAUACGCUGAGAUCUACGCGACAACUAUUUGUUUUAUGGCUUUCAUAUUUUGUAAUUGUUAAUAAAGACGCUUUUGUUUUGUUUAACUUCCAGUUUUAUUUGGCUCUGUCCUCACCAGUUUAUUCAUCAUAGUCUGUCAGAAUACCACUGUCUGCACCUCCCUAGGAAUAGUCUACUGUUUCUCCCAUCUUAAUAAAAUGAGAGCGUUACUGUAUUAAUGC
Molecule: messenger RNA, 2703 nt
Organism: Polyodon spathula (Mississippi paddlefish)
Lineage: Eukaryota; Metazoa; Chordata; Actinopteri; Acipenseriformes; Polyodontidae
Product: SH2 domain-containing protein 5-like
Exons: 11
Coding region: 331-1548 (405 amino acids)
Cellular component (GO): postsynaptic density
Source: RefSeq, a predicted model, not a curated record